CCGGCGCAGGGUGAUCACCGAAGCCAAUAACGCCUUUCAAAAUUAUGUUAAACAUUUAGGUUGUCAUGGAAACCAGUUGGACUCCUGGUUGGCUGAAUCUGUGGGGGGUAUGAAUACUUGUGGUCUCCAGGUUAACCUCCUCCUCUGGCCGCAGCCUGCCGUUCCCCUCCAGUCCGGCAGGUGGCGGUAAUCCUGCCCGCUAAGUGCCGGACUACAGCUCCCAGAGUGCACCGCGGCCGGCAGGCUGUAAACACGUCCAUGAAGGACGCGCAGCAGGAUGAUCGUGUUUGUGCGGUUCAACCGCGGCCCCGGCGUUGCCAUGGAGCUGAGCGCGGCGGCCCGCGUGGCGGAGCUGAAGGAGAUUGUGGCGAGCCAGCAGGGAGUUCCUGCCCAGGAGCUCCGGGUUCUGUUCGCCGGCAGGGAGCUGCAGAGUUCCGCCUCCCUCCAGGGCUGUGACCUCCCAGAGCAGAGCACGGUCCAUGUGGUGCUUCCUCCUCCAGGCUCCCUCCACCUGCCGCCGCCGCAGGAACACCUGGCUGCCAGCGUAACAAGGCUGACCCGGCUGGACCUGAGCUCCUCCAGGCUGGCCGCCGCCGCCGCCACAGUGCAGACCACCGUCCUGGAGGGAGGAGGAGGAGAUGAAGAUCAGAGGACAGAGCAACAGGCUGCAGCUCCUAAAGGUGUGUGUAGUACCUUCUUCGUGUACUGUAAGCGCUGCUCAUCCAUCCAGUCAGGGAAACUCCGUGUUCGCUGUCGGCGCUGCAGACAGAUGACGCUGACGCUUUGCAGGGGUCCUUCCUGCUGGGAUGAUGUUCUCCUGCCUGGACGGAUUCAUGGCGUCUGUCAGUUUGAAGGUUGCCACGGCAAUGAGGCGGAGUUCUACAUGAAAUGUGCGUCUCACCCCACGUCAGAGGACGACGUCUCGGUGGCGCUGGACCUCGUCCUGUCCAACACCAGAAGCGUUCCCUGCAUCGGCUGCACCGACAUCAGGGACGUGGUUCUGGUCUUCCAGUGUUCGGACCGUCAUGUGAUCUGCCUGGACUGCUUCCAGCGCUACUGCCAGACGCGGCUCAACGAGCGGCAGUUUAUUUAUGACGCUGUGAUUGGAUACUCGUUGCCAUGUGCAGCUGGCUGUGAAAACUCUCUGAUCAGAGAGUUACAUCACUUCAGGAUCCUGGGAGACAAUCAGUACGGCCGCUACCAGCAGUACGGCGCUGAGGAGUGUCUGCUGACCGCCGGCGGCGUGCUGUGCCCCUCACCUGGCUGUGGGGCGGGGCUUCUACCACCUGAGGGCAGCAGGAAGGUGGAGUGUGACCGGCGGCUGCUGGGCUGUGGCUUCGUCUUCUGCAGGGACUGCAGGGAGGGCUUCCAUGAGGGGCCGUGCGAGGGCCCUGCGGCCCCGCCCCCAGCGGACGCCUGCCAGGGCUUCGUGGUGGAGGACGAGGCGUCUCAGAGAGGGAGGUGGGACCGGGCGUCUCUGCAGCUCAUCCAGGAGUCGACCCGGCGCUGCCCGCGCUGCCUGGUACCUGUGGAGAGGAACGGCGGCUGCAUGCACAUGCAGUGUACCCAAUGCCGAGCGGAGUGGUGCUGGCUCUGCGGCGCCCCCUGGAACAGGGAGUGCAUGGGGAACCACUGGUUUGGAUAGAUGCUGCGGCCAGGCUCCGCCCACCGCCGGGGGGGCGUGGCUCCGUCCAUCAUCGGUUCAGACUGUGGAUUUGUCCCUGAGUGUAAAUAACAGAAUAAAAUGUGAGAACCCGA
Molecule: messenger RNA, 1758 nt
Organism: Xiphophorus couchianus (Monterrey platyfish)
Lineage: Eukaryota; Metazoa; Chordata; Actinopteri; Cyprinodontiformes; Poeciliidae
Product: E3 ubiquitin-protein ligase parkin-like
Exons: 11
Coding region: 278-1645 (455 amino acids)
Biological process (GO): protein ubiquitination
Cellular component (GO): mitochondrion; cytosol
Molecular function (GO): ubiquitin-protein transferase activity; protein binding; zinc ion binding
Source: RefSeq, a predicted model, not a curated record